Vitis riparia (riverbank grape) is the source of this 1116-nucleotide messenger RNA. RefSeq names its product receptor-like protein EIX1. Gene Ontology annotation, molecular function: protein binding. NCBI's taxonomy places the organism in Eukaryota, Viridiplantae, Streptophyta, Magnoliopsida, Vitales, Vitaceae. The transcript has 3 exons. The record is from RefSeq and is a predicted model, not a curated record. The coding region runs from base 1 to 1116 and encodes 371 amino acids.
AUGAGAAACUCCAGACCCAUCAUUUUGUUUCCCUUGCUUUGCUUUCUCUCCUCCACCAUCUCAAUCUUAUGUGAGCCAAACACUUUGGUUUGCAAUGAAAAAGAGAAACAUGCCCUUCUAAGAUUCAAGAAAGCUCUCUCUGAUCCUGGCAACCGGCUCUCGUCUUGGUCUGUCAAUCAAGAUUGUUGUAGAUGGGAAGCAGUUCGUUGCAACAACGUUACAGGGCGAGUGGUUGAGCUCCAUCUCGGUAAUCCAUAUGACGGGUUUGAUUUAGAAUUCUAUAGAAAGUUCAAGUUGGGUGGUGAGAUUAGCCCUGCUUUGCUUGAAUUAGAAUUUUUGAGUUACUUGAACUUGAGUUGGAAUGAUUUUGGAGGUAUUCCAAUUCCAAGUUUCCUGGGUUCCAUGGGGAGUUUGAGAUAUCUUGACCUCUCCUAUGCUGGAUUUGGUGGACUAGUUCCUCAUCAGCUUGGAAAUCUCUCGACUCUUCGUCACCUGGAUCUGGGAGAUAACAGUGGGCUGCUGUACGUUGAGAAUCUUGGUUGGAUUUCUCAUCUUGCUUUUUUGAAGUACCUAGGCAUGAAUGGGGUCGACCUUCACAGGGAAGUCCAUUGGCUUGAAUCCGUGUCUAUGCUCCCUUCUCUUUCAGAGCUGCACUUGUCCGAAUGUGAACUUGAUAGCAAUAUGACUUCAUCUCUGGGGACCAUAUCAGAAGUGCAUUUUACAGCACUCUCAAAAUUGAAGGUCUUAUGGAUAUCUGGAACAUCUUUAUCUUUCCAUGUGAACUCCUCCAUUCCAACUAGUGGAUCUGGACGCGGAUUCCUGUCUGGAAUUGUGGACACAGCUCCAAACUGGUUCUGGAAGUUUGCUUCAUACAUCGUUUGGAUCGAUCUCUCUAACAACCAGAUAUCUGGGGACUUAUCCCAAGUUGUACUAAAAAAUACCUUCAUUGAUUUGAGUUCUAAUUGCUUCUCAGGUCGGUUGCCACGUCUGUCUCCGAAUGUUCGUAUUUUGAAUAUUGCUAAAUUCAUUCUCGGGACAGAUUUCCCCUUUCAUGUCCAAAAGAUGAAUGGAAGAAGUAAAUUGGAGGUCCUUGAUGUUGGGCUUUGUGGAGCCUAG